Saccostrea echinata is the source of this 786-nucleotide messenger RNA. RefSeq lists its product as uncharacterized. The transcript has 3 exons. The record is from RefSeq and is a predicted model, not a curated record. NCBI's taxonomy places the organism in Eukaryota, Metazoa, Mollusca, Bivalvia, Ostreida, Ostreidae. Bases 1 to 786 code for a protein of 261 amino acids. Gene Ontology annotation, molecular function: zinc ion binding.
AUGGAACCACUUCGUAAUGAAGGCACAGACUUGCCGUUAUCAUUCAAUACCACGAUGGAAGACGUACUUAAUUAUCAGAAAUCUCAAAUACAAACAUUUCUGCGAGUAAAUCACAUAAAAGUGAGUGGCAACAAGCUGGAACUUGCCCAACGUGUAGUGAAGGCUAUAAAAGAUCGUUCGUGCACGACGCCCAGUCAAAUACCCCCACAUCAAUCAUGUCAAACUUCAGAUGUACCUGUACCAGAUAUAAAGGACCUGCAUUCAGGUUGGGCAGGUAAAUCGGAUAUGUUUCCCAACAUUAAAAUUCAAGAUGUGGAGAAUUAUUUGAUCCACAGUAGCCACAGGACUGUCGAUGCAAAGAAAAUGCAGUGCUAUAGACAAUAUAUUAGAGGAUUAAAUUUUUUCAAAGAGGGCUACAUACAUAAAAUUAUGAUGAAUGAGAUAAAUCCUGACAGUGAGUAUUGCUAUAUACGAUCAAAAUGCUAUCCUUCAAUGAAGCAGGGUGUGUAUGAGCAGUGGAUCCUAAUGACAAAGAAACCCCCUUUUCACGUCCAGAAAGCAAGUUGCACGUGCCCAGCAGGCCUUGGUGAAGGAUGUACCCAUGUUGCUGGACUGUUGUUUGCCCUGGAAGGACGCCCUGUGACAGACGAUGAUGUUCCAUGCACUUCAAAGCCUUGUGAGUGGAAUCGACCCAGCAAAAGAAAGAAAGAUACUAAACCUGUGCAAGACAUGAGUUUCAAGAAGAUCAAAUUAUCUGGAGAAAAUGUGCAAGCCCUGAUGGCUUAG